AUGGCACAGCACCGGGAGCUCAUUGGCGACAAGUCCUUGGAGCAUUUCCGCUUGGAGUACGAGAAGCUCCACAGAGCUUUGAAGAAGUCUCAUGACAGUGAGAAGCGGCUCAUCAAGAAGUGCCGUGAGCUGAACGCGGAGAUUGUGUCGAAUGCCACAAAGGUGCAAACGGCCUUGAACCUCUCAAAGGAGGACCAGGCCACCAUCUCCAACCUGAAGAAAGAAAUUGAGAGAGCGUGGAAGAUGGUGGAGGCCUCGCAUGAGAAGGAGCAAAGGGCCAAAGAGACGAUUCACAACCUCAAGGUAGAGAUUGCGAACCUUAGCCACCUAGUGGAACAGGGUGUGGACCUCUGGUCCUCAAGGAGUUACAUGCAGGGCCAGUGUAAAUGGUGUUUACAGCUUUCAGCUGAGAGUAGAUUGGUUUUAUAG
Messenger RNA from Durusdinium trenchii, 429 nucleotides. The record is from the annotation of a GenBank genome assembly. NCBI's taxonomy places the organism in Eukaryota, Dinophyceae, Suessiales, Symbiodiniaceae.